This is a messenger RNA of Aplysia californica (California sea hare), 3290 nucleotides long. RefSeq lists its product as uncharacterized. Gene Ontology annotation, cellular component: plasma membrane. NCBI's taxonomy places the organism in Eukaryota, Metazoa, Mollusca, Gastropoda, Aplysiida, Aplysiidae. The record is from RefSeq and is a predicted model, not a curated record.
UAUAGCUCCCAGCCUCAAACAAAACUGUCGAUGAUGAUAGAGCGAGUUAUUCAAGUGUCCCGAGUACCCCCUUUUGACGAAUAAUACAGCAGUCAUACGUUCACAGAUUCUAUUAGUUAAUAUUUUGUGGCUGUUUCUGUGGAAGUAUUAUGAUUCUGUCUUGUCGGACAUGGACAGAAAAUUGCUAAAGGAUCGGAUGGCCCGAAGUUAACCAUGUAAUGUCUUCGGCUCUCCCGCCCCAGGCGUGAUGCCGACAGUAGGAGUAGGAGAGAUAAAAGAUCACAGAAUGGAUAAUAAGGAAAAGAAGCAAACACAGCCGGCUGAUUACAGAAUAUGUGGAGCCUACACUCGAGAUCUGUACGUCGUGUUCAAGAAGUAUGACGACAAUGACCGGAUCAAGAUGUCCAAUCUGCGGCUAGCGUUCAACGACCUGCAGCUCUUCCCAUCACACUCUCAGAAGAGCCUUGCCAACUUCCAAGUGUUCCUCGGUGGCUCGUGCGGCUGUCCAAAGAAGCCAACCACCUGGAGACACGACACGGCCAUACCCUUCCUCAAGAAAGAGAACAUCACUUUCUAUAACCCUCAAGUGAACACCUGGAGGCCCGAGCUGAUUGAGCUGGAGGACAGAGCCAAAUGUGUUGCAGAGUUGCUGUUCUUUGUCAUUGACAACAAUACAAGGAGUGUGACUUCUCUCUGUGAAAUUGCUUAUUUAGUCGGUUGUGGCCGUCAAAUCAUCGUUGUGUUCAAUGGAUUUCUCUCGCAUGUAGAGGAGGUCGGCCUGGAGAAAACAUCAACGAGGGAGCGGGAGGACAUAGCCCGUGCCAGGAAUGUGUUGAUGGACAUCAUUGAGAGGAACAGUAUCCCCGUAUUCCAUGACCUUGAGUCUGCGCUGAAGGGCACGGCGCUACAUCUCAAACAGGGCAUCAAGGUCCAGGACCUGACCCUCCAGCAGGGGGCGCAGCCGGUCAAGUUUGGUCAUGUCCUGGUCGGAGAAGCCUUGCUGAAACUGAGAGAGUCCUUCAACUCCAUCACUGGGAGCACAGAGGGGAAGAUGAGUCGAGAGGAUAUCCGGCUGGGCUACCGUUGCUACACAGGGGAUGACUUCAGUCUCUCAUGGCUCCAGCACCAGCGGCCAGGCCAGACCUCGUUCUCUUUUGAAGAGUUCUGCGCCAUCGUUACCGAGUACAAAAGGAAGCGUCCCUCUGUAGCAUCACAGGUCGCCUCUAAAAUUGUCUCCCCUGUUACUUGGCUAUUGGGCAAACUGCGAGGGAAUUCGGGUCCCAGCGACGACAUCCAAGAAGUGUACGACAUCUACCUAGGUGGAAGCUGUGGUGAGGCCAACUGGAGAGAAGAUGUGGCCAUUCCUCUAUUAAAACGAGAGGGCGUGUCCUUCCUGAACCCGCUGGUGACCAAAUGGAGUGACCACCUGAUCCCCAUGCAGGCUGCGGAGAGAGAGAAGUGCCGUAUGCUGCUCUACGUCAUCGCUGACUGUACCAGAGCAAUUGGGGCCAUGGUUGAGGCUGCCUACUAUAUCGGCCGAGGCUGUCGCGUGACGCUGUGUUUGGAGAAACUGACACCAGACACAACGGUGGCAGGCGAGCAGAUGACGGAGGCAGCUUUGAAGGAUUACUCCCGCAGUCGAGAGUACCUGAGUGACAUGGCGAGCCGCGAGGGCGCUCCGGUCUUUGAGAACGUCAAUGACAGUCUGGAGUCCAUUGUUAAAUGUGUGCGUAAACUCCACGGCACCACGGAUUCUAAAUGGUUGUGUCGACCAUGAGGAAGUUCCAAAAACACAUGUUGCCAUAGGGCGGGGGGUAUAAUGACAUCCGUCUGGUGAUUUAGUCCCUUCGUAUAUAACCAUUAUACAAGAUUCUGAAGUAUUAUCAGAGAUAAUUCAGAAGUAGAACUAACAUUAACGUCCUUUAUACAAGAAAAUGACAAAUGUGUACUGAAAAUUACAGGCUUAGUCAGCACUUACAUCAGUCUGUUGAUUUAGUCUCUUCGUAUGUUACCAUUAUACAAGAUUCUGAAGUGUAAUCUCUGUUCAGAGAAAAGUUCAGAAUUGAAAAUGAUACUAACGUGAUUUAUACAUGAAAAUGACAAAUGUGUACUGAGAAAUUACAGGCUUCAUCAGCACUUACAUCAGUCUGUUCACUUAGUCUCUUCGUAUGUAACCAUUAUACAAGAUUCUGAAGUAUAAUCUCUGUUCAAGGAUAAGUUCAGAAUUGGAAAUGAUACUAACAAAUAAAACAUGUAAAUGACAAAUAUGUACCAAAAAAUAACAGACCUAUUCAGCUGCUGAGAAGUGUUAUGCUGAGACUUAUGACUACGAGAGAUUGAUAUUGAUUGAUAUUGUUAUUAAUGUUAUUAUUUGCUGGCCUAACAUGGCUGUUCUGUUAUAGGGCAUGACAGGUUAUUGAUGUCCUUUGCCUGUGGUUGAAUGUGAGAACACUGGCCGAGGAUUCUAAACGUUGAAAAAUGUCAGUGAGGUGAGAUAUUUGCCUUAUUUUUUGGUGGUGUGGCAGGAGAGUAGAGCUGACUAUCUUGUUUCUGAUGUGUUGGCCUGAUUUGAAAGUGUAGAGAGAUUCAUCGUUUUACACAACAGAUUUUCGUUUUUGUCUUCAGAAGUUUUGGUUGUGGAUAUUUUCGUUGACUUCUGAGACUUGCACGGAUUUGAGGAGGGUGUGCUGUAAGGAUCUCGAUGACACAGGAAAGGAAUGGUAUCAGUCUUCAGAAUUUUAAGUGAUUAUUUUUUCCAUUUUUGUGCGUGUAUUUUUGCUGUUAGUAAUUCAUUUUUCAGCCAUGUACUAGAACAGGUUUCUGGGAUGGACACUUGCUUUUUAAAUUUGUUUUUAUUUGCUAAUUCAGAAUUUUUUUUAUAAUUACUGAAAAAUUACUAAAAUUAUCAAGAUGUAUAGAUUCAUUUUGAUUAAUGAUAUGCUGGCCAGUUUUUGUAGUCUCUCCAGGCCCACAUUCUUUAAAAGGCUAAAAAAAACCCAAACGAUGCUCUCCGUCCAUGUCAAAGAGAAAGGGCAUCUCAAAGUCCCGAAUGUGUCAAACUCACAGCCUCUGCUGUGAUGCAUGCUAUGAUAGAUUAGAAAGUGACCAUACUUUGAACUUUUGCUUUGUUUUCACAUUAGCAUUAAUCUCUUCCGGUGUCUGAGGUGAAGCAGUUUGGUGCUUCGCAGUUGCACACAGUAGGCUCGAGUUCAAUUCCCAAGUGAGAUUAAUUUCUAUUGAGUAUCCCAAUUUUUCUGCUUAGUGGCUGUAUCCCUCUUUAAUAAAAAAAA